AUGUCCGAGUCACUGCACGGUGGCAGAAUCGUGCCCAUACUUAGGGGCCACGAACAACAGCACCUCGACUCCACCCCUAGCACAGCAAAUGUACUAGAACACCAUCCGUUUCCCAACAUUAUUGCCAAGGCUCCGCUGCUGGAUCAGCGAGAGGACAAUAUGGCCCUUGACAAGAAAUCCCUGGACCUGAAGAGCUUGGAGAUGCCUUGUUUGAAGGAACGCGGUCUAUUUGCUUUGCCCACCGAAGGAGAUGGAAAUUGCCUUUACUACUCUUUUUCCGACCAAUUGUACAGCAAUUUCGACCACGGAGACGAAAUUCGCCAAAAGUUGGCCGAUCACAUGGCCAAUCACAAAUCAUAUUUCAUGCAAUUCGUGGUGGCAGAAGGUGGUGAACGUCGUCGACCCAAGAGAUCCGCCGUCACCGCGUACGCUACGCGUUCGGCCGAUGUUGCUGCACCUUCGGACGAGGACAAGGAACGUCGCUUCGAGGAGAUGGUGGCCACGACCCGAAAGAAUGCCGAAUGGGGAAGCUCCGAGCAUCUGCAAGCAUUUUGCCAGGUUUUCCGCGUGGAUGUCAAUGUGUAUACCAUGGAUGGUGUGCAAUCAUUUCGCGAUGUCAAUGCCUCGCCCGAUGAGCAUCGUGACGUGAUUCACGUCGCUUUCCAUGAUUUCAAGCACUAUUCUUCCGUACGUCAGAUCGAUGGCACUCACAAGGGACUUUUCGAGACUUUGCAAGCACCCGUCCUUCCCAAGCAAAUCCUCGGCGAUGAUUCCAAAGAGAGCAUCGAUACGAAACACAACGUCGAUGCGAGAGAGAACAGCGAUGCGGAAUCCGAAAGGGAUAUCCCCAAGCACGCCCUCGCCGCCACGAGCAACAACCGACACUCGACACCUACUGAUUCCUCCAGCGACUCACACUCCGCACCCACCGAUUCAACCAAUACCUCACACACCACAGCCUCCGAUCCAGCCAAUGACUCUGGUCUGGCGGUGGACGUUUUCCCUCCCUGGGACAUCCAAUCUAUUCAGGAUGGUCUCGGCGGUCGCUAUGAUCGCGACACAAUUGUAGAUAUGCUGCAGAAAUGCCGCGGCGACAUUGACCGGGCAUUCGCAGCUCUACUUGGGGAGAAGGAAACGCCCGCCGAGAGGAUGGCGGCACCAGCCCAGAGUUUCAACUCCAGCGUGCAAAUGUCACGCGAGUCGUCGCCGUUUAGUACCGGCAGCAAACGUUCCGCGGAAGAUAGCGGCGACGACUCCGAGGAGCCACGUCCGGCGAUCCGUCGGGGUCGCCCCAAGAGACGGAUCGUCUCCAACCUCACUCUGGGCGUUGGUAUCUCCUUCCGAGACGACCAAAAUGAGGUCGUCUCGUUGAAUAUCCGGAUGAAGGACGAAGGCAAGAAAGACAAAAAAGCAAAUUCGGCACUUGAGGAAAGUGCAUCAGAACUAUCCGAAGCUGCCUCGCCGAUAGGCACUCGGCCUCGACGGAGCGGUCGUCUUUCAAAACCCCGCGCAGCAUAG
Molecule: messenger RNA, 1518 nt
Organism: Penicillium argentinense
Lineage: Eukaryota; Fungi; Ascomycota; Eurotiomycetes; Eurotiales; Aspergillaceae
Product: OTU domain-containing protein
Exons: 4
Coding region: 1-1518 (505 amino acids)
Biological process (GO): protein deubiquitination
Molecular function (GO): cysteine-type deubiquitinase activity
Source: RefSeq, a predicted model, not a curated record